Trypanosoma brucei brucei TREU927 is the source of this 897-nucleotide messenger RNA. RefSeq lists its product as hypothetical. Bases 1 to 897 code for a protein of 298 amino acids. The record is from RefSeq and is a predicted model, not a curated record. Lineage: Eukaryota; Euglenozoa; Kinetoplastea; Trypanosomatida; Trypanosomatidae. The transcript has a single exon.
AUGUUUACCUCAACUGCUGCGUACUGCGGCUCUGCAGGGUCCCGGUUAUUUGUUGUGGCGCUGUUGCUCGCAUUUUGUGUUGUCACCGGUACAACUGUAUCAGAUGAAAGAGAAACAGUGAAUUCAUCAUGUGAAAAUCCCUCCCUUCAUGACACACAUCACUGGGGAUUUCUGGGCGGCGGGUAUCACAUGCAGUUGGAGGUCGAGUUCCCGCUUAUUUUCAAUUCCGUAGACAUUUCGCUUGACCUCCCGCGGACCUUCUUUUUUGAUGCGGCAGAGCUUGAGCAGUUGUACAGCAUCAAACUGCAGGGUAGUAAAGAAGACAUCACCUGGGCUUACCAACCACUCAGGAUUUCCUCUGAUUACUUCUUUGACAUCGAGGCGCCAGUGUUUCAUGUGGGGUAUGAAGUGAAUCGAGUGAACAUCACGUUUGAGCGCCUGCCGUCCGCUUCUCGAAGAUAUUCCAACGGAAGCGCUGCAGCUAUUGAUAUUUUUGCAUCGGCUGAUGAUGCAAGGGGAAGGCUGUUGGUACCAAUACAUGCGCGAUACGAGGAGGUGGACUCAACCACACCCUUCUCUCUUCAGGCAUUCUUUAGCCGCAAUACUUCUGUGCGGCGGUGCAUUCCUUCGAUUACUGUUCGCGGUGUUGUUGUGGACCGAGGCGGGCGCUGCGUAAAGUUCGUCUCGGCUUUAAUGAAGCGAUAUGAUGACGCAUUAACCUCAUCAUUAACAUCUCCUCCCGUAUCGGUUUUGGAUGGCAACAUCCCGGAGACAUCGCCGGGGUGCAGAAAUGUACCCGUUGGCCUUUUGUCAUCGCUGAGAGUUGUGUACACAACCGUGGUGGCGCUGCAGUGCAUUGGAGCCGCUAUUGUUAUUUUGUCGCUGUUAUUGUUGUAA